Messenger RNA from Sinocyclocheilus anshuiensis, 4882 nucleotides. Its product is annotated as TBC1 domain family member 14-like. The coding region runs from base 664 to 2580 and encodes 638 amino acids. The transcript has 13 exons. The record is from RefSeq and is a predicted model, not a curated record. Gene Ontology annotation, biological process: regulation of GTPase activity. Gene Ontology annotation, molecular function: GTPase activator activity; small GTPase binding. NCBI's taxonomy places the organism in Eukaryota, Metazoa, Chordata, Actinopteri, Cypriniformes, Cyprinidae.
GUGGUCAGGCGCGUUCAUUGUAAAGCUGCUGUGAGGAGUGAGGGAGGUUCACGUUAAUCAGCCUGAUGCAGGUUUGGGGGUUUGUUUUAGUUACUAUAGCAACCGUUUGUCUUCUGGUUACUGAUAAAAUACCGCCUACGGUUUCAUCACUGUUAAAACUAGCAAUAAACCGUAUCUACGCAUUAAAACAAACUUCACACCCUCUGUACACGCGACACGACAAAACUAUAAUAAAUCACCGAAGAGUACAAUAUACACUGGGCAGCUGCGUAGACGGGGAGCGUUGUAGUUAGUUUUAUCGCGUCGCUCAGUGUCUACAGUGUCUACAGGGCACUGGAGGUCACUUCCUGAUUUACUGACUGUCGGCAAUACGUCCUAACACUUUCAAAACGCUCUGCCUCGAUUUAAAUGACAACGGUUUGCGUGCCUGAAAAGCGACGUUACCUACACAGGUGGAAGUAGCCAUAGUUUUUGACUUUAUUUGAUGCAGACCAGCACUUCAUUCAGUCGUAGCGCAGGUGGAUUCAUCGACUCGUAUGUUUUCCUGGCACAUUUAUAUCGGUGAGGAUGUUUUAAAAUGGCGGUGGCAGCGUCACAACAGGGUCUGGAGUAAAGGUGAGGAGGUGAUGGACACACACACAUCCUUCCACCUGCAGCAGGAACAUGGCAGAAGCAGAGCACACGUCCUGUGAAAGCAACACAAACGGUCAACGCAUUGAUGAUUCCCAGGUCUCAUCGUUCAGCAACUCUUCACACAACCAGUGUUUGCCUCUCACCCAAAACCAUGUCAACCAUCACAUGACCUCAGACUCUCAGCUGCCACAUGUCUCCCUCAGCUACAAGUCAUUCACUCCCUUUAAUGGCACAUGUGAUGAGGAUCGCAGCAGCUUGGCCUCUCAGGACUCUGGAAUCCCCACCCUUGAGAUUAACCCCCCUGAGCACAUUCAUGCUCGAGUCACCACUGCUGAGCUGGUGGUUCCACCGCCACAUGAUGAUAAUCCGGCAACACUAAACUUGGAUGUUUCAGAUAACUCUAUACUCAAGUCUUCCACCUUCCCACGUUGUGACUUUGAUUUGGUACAUCUUUAUGGUGCAAGUGGGCUCUCCAGUGCGGCAGGCAAGGGUACUUUGAACCGCAGUGAUGAAAUUUCAGUGUGCAGUGUUUCCAGUUUAAGUACCGAGUUUUCUGCCACAUUGUCAGUCAGUAAUGAGGACUUCCUAGACUUCAUGGUUACAUCCGAGUCCAGCGCCGUUGUUACAUUUGAGAAUGAAGAUGUCUUGCACCGUUGUGACAAUUCACUCUCAUCUCCUACUGACCUACACGGCAAGCUGAGCAGCCCACAACGGCAACCUGUGGGGGUCUCUACACCACAUGAGGCUAGACCCAAGAGACUGGGUCCACUCGCCAGCUUCUUCCACAAGAGUCUUUUUGCUAAGAGAAUGAAGGAAGCGGGUGUACUGGAAGAACAGAGAGAGCCUGGCUGGAAGCUGUUUGGUAAAGUUCCACAUAAAGAACUUUCAACCAAAGACUCCAGGAAAAUGCAAAAGCUGAAAGAGGCCCAGAAACGGAAAAAACAACUAGAGGACAGGUGUAAACAUGAGGAAAGCGUUGGCAAUGCUGCUCUCACCUGGAGUCAGGAGAUAUUACCCAACUGGCAAAGCAUGUGUUCAUCCAAGCGGGUGAGGGAUUUAUGGUGGCAGGGUCUGCCACCCAGUGUGAGGGGCAAAGUAUGGAGUUUAGCGAUAGGCAAUGAACUGAACAUCACAGAUGAGCUGUAUAAUAUCUGUUUGGCAAGAGCCAAAGAAAAGUGGAAUGCCUUUGUAGCCCCAACGGCUGCUACAGAAACAGAGACUGAAGACACAGGCUUGUCUCAUGCUGAUCGAGAGGCCAGUCUAGAACUGAUCAAAUUAGACAUUUCCAGAACCUUUCCCAGUCUCUGUAUUUUUCAACAGGGAGGCCCAUACCAUGAUGUAUUACACAGCAUUCUGGGAGCUUACACUUGCUAUCGUCCCGAUGUAGGAUAUGUGCAGGGAAUGUCCUUUAUAGCAGCAGUGUUGAUCCUCAACAUGAACACUGCUGAUGCCUUCAUUGCAUUUGCCAAUUUGUUGAACAAGCCUUGUCAAAUGGCUUUCUACAGAGUGGACCACAGCCUUAUGUUGACAUACUUUGCAACAUUUGAAGUGUUCUUUGAAGAAAAUCUACCGAAGCUCUUUGCACAUUUUAAAAAUAACAGCCUGUCCUCUGAUAUUUAUUUAAUUGACUGGAUCUUCACCUUGUACAGUAAAUCACUCCCACUGGACAUUGCAUGCCGUGUGUGGGACGUGUUCUGUCGUGAUGGCGAGGAAUUUCUCUUCCGCACAGCACUGGGGAUUCUGCGUCUUUACGAGGACAUCCUCACACACAUGGACUUCAUCCACAUCGCUCAGUUCCUGACGCGCUUGCCGGACUACAUCUCUGCCGAAGAGAUUUUCUCCAGCAUAACCACCAUCAACAUGAACAGCAAGAACAAGAAAUGGGCACAAGUCCUUCAGGCUUUGCAGAAAGGACAAGACCGGGGCAGUCCACUACUGAAACACUAAGGAUGCAUCCUCAUGUCUUCUCUUCCACCUCACAGAGACUAAGAGAGAAACUCAUGUUGACUGUGCAUGGGUACUCCUGCAUACCUCUGGUACCACAUCCGAAAAUAUCCAUUCCAGUGGCCAUCAUACAUGUCCAGUUCCAUACAAACUGACCUCACAGGGCUGGAACGGAGGCAACACAUCACAACUCUCAAUUAGGUGUGGCAAUGUGAGUUUGUGAAGAUCUAAAUUAUUUAAUGUCUGUGUCCUUUCAUUACUUUCCCCUUCACCCUUUCUCUUCUGCUUUAUCCUUCUGCCUCCCUCAGCUUAAACAAGGCAUUCCCAUUUAAGCGAAAUAAAAUAAUAUAUGUUUUGCUGUGGUUUUCUAAGGUUGUUUUUAUUUGUUGUUUGUUUCUAAUAUUUAGUUCUUAACGCUUGUGAAAGCAUAUUGACUUGAAAUGAGAUUCUUUUUCUUGGUGGCCUCUGAGUAUCCUUCAAAAUCCUGGAAUAUCAAAGGUAGUGUUUUAAAAAACUAGAAGUGCACAAAUCAUGACGAGAUUAUUUUGUUUGCUAGGAUGCAAUGUCAGUGAAUCCCACCAUUGUUUCUAAGACUUUUGUACACUUUUUAAUCUAAGUUUCUUUUCAAGAACUAUUGUUUAUUCUACCUCUUACUCCCUGUAAUGUGUCUGUAAUCUGUGUUUCUGUUCUCUGUAUUACAAAUGUCUUUAUUCAGAGAUUUGAGUGAAUACUGUUUGUGGAAUUGUUACUGGAUUCUCUCUUUUUUUUUUCUUCUUUUUUUCCUCUCUUUUUUUUAUAGGAAGUGUUGUGCCAGUCUAAAACCAAAUAUGCUGGAAUACUAGCGUUUCUGCAGUUACAAAGUUUGGUUUGAGUUCAUGACUACAGAACAGGAUUUUAGCAUAAUGAAUGUGGCUUUAACAUUGUGGUGCAGCUUGGAUCUCAUGGUGGUUGAAGUGUUGAAAAGAAGGUAGAUGAAAGAUUUAGUAUGUGUUCAUAGAUGGUGGUGGUUUUCUGUCAUACGGCUCAUCUCCGCAUUAUGCUUGACAUCAUAAUGUCUUCAUUAGAUCUUGCAGUAAAUUACUCUUGACAUUCAACACUUAAAAUCAGACAAAAUCUAAUUAUUCAAAAUCUAUGAAAUACCAUGUUAUAAUGCUUCAUAGUCUUUACUUGUUUCAUGUAAACAUGCACUUAACUGGCCUAAUUUAUGGAACCAUAGUGUAACAGCAAUAACAGUUUUUUUUUUUUAGCUUUUUUUUUUUUUAGUUUAGAGAAGUGAAAGUCAUUUUGGUAAAUAUAUUUCACUGCGAAGUAUUGACAGUAUCAUGUUAAACAUCCAGAUGCUUAUUUAUUAUCUUGAUUAGAAUGCAUGGUAAAGUUAAUGGAUUAUUAUUUUUGUGAGGGGGAAGAAAAAAGACCUAAAUUUCAUAUCUUCAGAGAGUGUAAGUGUGUAUACUGUAUGUACACACGGUAAUAUGUAAACAAGCUAUUAAGGCACCAGAAUAUUGAAAGGCACUCGAUAUCUUAAGUUUAUCUUGAGAUAUUAUCAAGAUAAUGUGGUGAGAUUUCACUGCUUUGUGAUCACUGUGAUCAAAGGAAAACCUCCCACCUUUUUUGUGGUUUAAACCACACUACUGCAAUAAGCUGCUUUGCUAAUUUGUUUUUUUUUCAUAGAUUCUCACUGUCAUCUUAACUAUGCUCUGCCAUUUCAUGUUUUGUUUGUUGUUCAUUACCAUAUAGGAACCCCAGGAACUCGUUUUUUUGUUCAUGUUGGCUGUUUUCAUUAUUAUCUGAUUAUUCAUUGCCCUCAGUUUUAAAAUAUUUAUAUAUCUGGGGGACAUGCACCAGGAGCAUUAAGUUAAUGGCUUUCUUUUUUGCUUUGAGACCAAAGUUUUGAAUGAACUUAUGCACAUAACUCAGAAAAAGAGCUUAAAAGACUUUAUAUGUGUCCAGUGCAUUCAGCUGUUUUAGUUCAUGUACAAUAAAGUAGUGAAGACAAUCUCAGUUGUAAUGACAGAGAAGACGUGUGUGUGUGUGUGUGUGUGUGUGUAUAUAAACAACUUCAUGUUAUAUUGUGAGUACUUGAGUGUGUGCAUCACCAUAAACAAUUAAUUCUGUUCAAAAGAGCAUAGGCCAUCCAGGAAUACAGGAAAUGUUAAUAAUGAAGUACAGUAAUGUUAUUGUGCAAUGUAUUUAUGUUAGUGUUUCAUGUGGGAACUGACAGAAUCAGGCGGUAAGAUGAAGGCAGCAGGAUGUUCAAUGUACCUGUGCCCACAUUUGUGACCCUGGACCACAAAACCAGUCAUAA